AUGGCACGCUCAGAAAUAUUAUCGGCUGCCACUACAAAUACAAGGAAACGUCAAAGAAAUAACGUGUUAAUACCUCAGAAACAUACUACUACUACUAUUAGAAAUGAAGAUGACAAUGAUGAUAUUUAUCAAGAUAGUUUAAUUAAUGAAAUGUUGGAGAAACAAUCUGAAUAUCUUAACAAUAAUUUGACAUUUAAUAAUACGAAUACAAAUAAUACAAAUAAUACGAAGAAUGGUGAUGACGACGACGACGACGUAGUCUUUAUUAAAGAACAACCGGUUCAACAACCAAGAUAUGCAACUACUUCAAAUUAUAAUUAUAAUGGAAUUAAUUCAAAUACCAAUAUUAUUAUACCUAAUGGUAGUAUAACAACUAAAAAAAAACAAAGGACGAUAUCAUUACCUCAAUUACCACUUUCAAAAUUGGAUUUAUUAUCAUUAAGUAAUACAACUAAUCUUACAAAUAGUAAUAAUAAUAGUGCAAUAGAUAUUAUACCAAGAACACAAAAUGAUAAUGAAUUAUUAAACUUAACAGGUUCUUCAACAAAGACUUUAGCAUCAAAUAAAACUGUACCUUUGAGAGUAUUACAACAACCACAGAUUAAUAAUAAUAUUCAUGAUAUAAAUGAACAACAUUCUUCAAUCUUUACAAGGAAAAUUAAAAAUUAUCAUAAUCAGUUUAAAACAGAUAAAGAUGGGCAUUAUAUCUAUCACGAUAAUGAUACCUUUGGUGAAAAUAAUAAAUUCGUAGCUCAUGGACUAUUAGGACAAGGAACUUUUGGGAAAGUCCUUAAAUGUUACGAUCAACAAGAUCAAAAAUUUGUCGCAGUGAAAAUUAUUAGAGCCAUUGAUCGUUACAGAGAAGCUGCAAAGACAGAAUUAAGAGUGUUAAAUACAAUUGCUCAACAAGAUAUUACGGGAUCCUUUCAAUGCCUUCUAUUAUUAGAUUAUUUCGAUUAUAAAAACCAUAUUUGCCUCAUUACAAACUUACAUGGGAAAUCUAUAUACGAUUUCAUGUGUGCAAAUGGGAUCGGGAGAUUUCCAGGAUCUCAUAUUCAAGCUAUUGCUAGACAAUUGAUUAGAUCGAUUUGUUUCUUACAUGAACUUAAUAUUAUUCAUACAGAUAUUAAACCAGAAAAUAUUUUAUUAUGUGAUGAUCAAAAUUAUGCUCAAUAUCAAUUACCUGAUAAAAUUCUGUCAGGUUUAUCCAAGAGAAGAAAAACUGCUUCGAAUAAUGGUUUAAGAAAAAUAUUACAAACCCCAGAGAUUAAAAUAAUUGAUUUUGGAAGUGCUGUCUUCUUUGAUGAAUAUCAUCCUCCAAUCAUUUCAACAAGACAUUAUAGGGCUCCUGAGAUUGUCUUAGGGUUAAGUUGGUCUUACCCAUGUGAUAUUUGGUCAAUUGCGUGUGUCCUAGUAGAAUUAGCUACAGGUGAAUCUUUAUAUCCAAUUCAUAACAAUUUUGAACAUUUAACUAUGAUGCAAAGAAUUAAUAAUAAACCUGUCCCUGAAAAAUUGGUUGAUACAAUGUUUUAUAAAUAUGAUAAUAAUAUUGGUAAUUUACCUUCAGAUUUAAAUUCUACAGUAAUAAAGCAUUUCAAUAGAGAUACUAAAAAAUUAAUAUGGCCAGAAAUAGAUCCUUUUACACAGACUGUCCUUACAGAACCAAAAGUUAUUAAAAGAAUAGAAAAUAAUUGUUUUAGCCUCGAUAUUUUGAUUUGCAAAUUCCUAAAGAUUGACAUGAACGAUAUGAAUUUCCAAAUAGAUACAACUUUAUCUGCAGAUGAAAAUUGGAAUCAUUUGGAACCUUUAACUUCUGCAUCAAAGGAAACAUUUUUAUUCUGGUAUUAUUUCUUAGAUUUGUUAAAUAAAAUGUUCGAAUUCGAUCCAACUCAAAGAAUUACCGCAAGGGACGCUUUGGAUCAUGAAUGGUUCAAUCUAGGUAUUUUAGAUGAAGGUAUCACUAGUUUCUACUAA
Molecule: messenger RNA, 1974 nt
Organism: Maudiozyma barnettii
Lineage: Eukaryota; Fungi; Ascomycota; Saccharomycetes; Saccharomycetales; Saccharomycetaceae
Gene: KNS1
Product: serine/threonine protein kinase KNS1
Exons: 1
Coding region: 1-1974 (657 amino acids)
Biological process (GO): protein phosphorylation
Cellular component (GO): nucleus
Molecular function (GO): protein kinase activity; ATP binding
Source: RefSeq, a predicted model, not a curated record